GUGUCCGAAUAAAUACUAAAAAAAAUUACCGAAUUUAACGUUAUCGCCCAGUGAUAACAUAUCAACUUAUCACAAAAUUAGCACUUUUUUUUGGGAGAAAUGAAAACACUAUUCUAAACUUUUUUUAAGUUUAGAAAAGAUUUCCGUUUUCUUUACUUCAUACUGUUUAAUACGUGAUGUAAUUUUUAAGUUCGAUGGACGCGAAAAUGUAUUUUUUCCCCGAUAAUUACGCAAUGUCGGUGUUCAUGGUGCGGCGUUUUUGAUAAAUUUGUGUUAUCCGGUCCUGUGCGCGCGUUGUCGCUUGUUGCCAACUUCCGACCGGUUCGAGCGCAAGAAUGUCAACGAUGUGUGUCGACAGUAGUUGUGAAUGUUUACUGUUCAAGUUAAUUAAUUAAGUGUUUUAAAUUAACAAUAAGUAAUAAAAUGUUUGUUAUAAAACCUUGUGUGCGAUAGUGCUUUAAAAUCUGGGGUGUGAGGUCACCGUCACAUUUCAAAAUGGCAGGCCGAAAUCGUCCAGUCCAGCAUAAGAACUUUUCUACAAUAUUUUCCAAGCUACAGGGUGCUUUUUCCGAUGCCGUGACCCACCAGAAAUACGCCACCGACAAAAGGACUUUGGAAAAAACUUCGAAACUAAUGGACAAAGUAGUGAAACUGUGCCAACAUCAAAAAAUGAACUUGAAAAAUUCGCCCCCCUUUAUUUUAGAUAUUUUACCAGACACUUAUCAAAGAUUAAGAUUUAUUUGUUCGAAAUACGAAGACAAUAUGAUUGCGUUGCAUAAUAACGAACAUUUUCACAUAUUUAUUAUAAACCUGAUGCGGAAGUGUAAGCAAGCAAUCAAAUUGUUCAAGGAGGGUAAAGAGAAGAUGUUCGAUGAGAAUUCGCAUUACAGGAGGAAUUUAACGAAGCUUAGUUUAGUGUUUAGUCAUAUGUUAAGUGAAUUAAAGGCCUUGUUUCCAAACGGAGUGUUCGCAGGCGAUCAGUUUCGUAUCACUAAGUCGGAUGCUGCAGACUUCUGGAAAACCAAUUUUGGAAACAGUACUUUGGUGCCGUGGAAACUUUUCCGUCAAGAGCUGAACAACGUCCAUCCGAUCAGUUCUGGUUUAGAAGCAAUGGCCCUCAAAUCCACCAUAGACCUCACUUGUAACGAUUACAUAUCAAAUUUUGAGUUCGACGUUUUUACCAGGCUAUUUCAACCAUGGGCCACUCUCCUGAGAAACUGGCAGAUUCUGGCCGUCACUCAUCCAGGUUAUGUUGCAUUCCUGACUUACGACGAAGUCAAAUUAAGACUGCAGCGUUACAUUAACAAAGCGGGAAGUUACGUAUUUCGACUGUCUUGCACGAGACUGGGCCAAUGGGCCAUCGGUUACGUCACGGCCGACGGCGAAAUUCUCCAAACGAUACCUCAGAAUAAAAGUCUGAUUCAAGCCCUCCUCGACGGACACAGGGAGGGUUUCUACUUAUACCCCGACGGGAGGUCCGUCAAUCCGGACCUGUCGUGGGCCGUGCAACCUACCCCUGAGGACCACAUAGCGGUUACACAGGAGCAGUACGAGUUGUAUUGUGAGAUGGGCAGCACAUUCCAACUAUGUAAGAUUUGUGCCGAGAAUGACAAGGAUGUGAGGAUAGAGCCGUGCGGGCACUUGCUGUGUACACCGUGUUUGACUGCGUGGCAGAUCGAUUCUGACGGACAGGGGUGUCCGUUCUGCCGGGCCGAGAUCAAGGGCACCGAGCAGAUCGUCGUGGACCCGUUCGACCCGAAGAAGUCCCACAACCGGCCGAAGACGUCGUCGGCGAGCUCCCCGAACGCCGCGAACCUCGACGAAGACGACAUGGAGUUCGAGGAUGUUGGAGAUUUAUGGACGUGUACGGGAAGUAGCUUACAUGCUCUGGCUCUAUCGCCUAGAGGGGAAAUUUCAGCCUCCGCCAGCCCCAUGAUCUCCCCCGGCAGCAGCCCCCGCUUCGUGCGGCGCAGCGUGACCCCCGGCACCAUCGGCGCCAUCCCGCCGCCGCUGCCCCCGCGCAAGAACUCGCCGACGCACGAGCAGACCGUGCUGCCCACCACCUCCAGCGUGCCCCUCCGCAACGGCCUGCACGUCGCCAACGGGCACAAGUUCGCCCCCAGCCAGAUGAACGAGGCCCAGUCGGUGACCAACCUCUCCCAGAACACCAUCGAGGUGCCCCAGAUCGCCAAGAGCAACUCCAUGAUGGAGAUCCACCGACACCCGAGUUCCGAAAACGAAAACGUCGUAGAAUUAAGCUCCCCCGAGACCAUAUACGGUGUAGUUAUAUCAAAUUGUGAUAAUAUUAUAGAUAGCGGUAAGAGUCAGACUAGACAUUUGAGUUGUCCUUCGUCGAGGAACAAGCCGGUGGGCAACCAGCCGGUCAAGUCGAACACGUCCCCGAACAUCCACCAGGAGCAGGGGAACCACGUCUACGAGAACGUGAACCUGAAGCUGCCGCCCAAGCACAAGGAGCGCAUCAACCCGCUGGAGAGGGACGCGACGGUCUCCUACGAGAACUUGAACAUGGACUAUAUUAAAAAACUCGUGAGUGAGGGGUACUCGAGGGAUGCGGUCAUCAAGGCAUUGGGGAUUACGAGGAAUAAUGUCGAUAUGGCGUGUGAUAUUUUGCACGAGUUCGGGACGAAGUUGGGAUAGCAGAACUAAUGGUCGGAGUAGUUCGAUGUUACAGGUUAUUGGCAAAUUUUAGGGAGCGGUAGUUCGAUGGAAUCGGGGUUUUUUAAAGGGGAAGGCGGUUUCAUGAAGUUUCCACUGAGCUGAGAAGCUAUCGGGGUGGUCCUUGAAAUUUUACGCGCCAUUUUGGGGAUUCAAAAUGGCGGAUCUGUCACAUGUUGGUGAUUAUAACUUUAGAUCAUUGAUAAAUUUAUUUAUUUAUUAUAUGAUUCAAGGUUAUAACAUAACAUAGAAGCACGAUUGUGACAGUAAUUGGACACUCAUAACAGAAUAAUUAAUACGAAUCUAUAAAAUUAAUAUCUGAGCUGCAAAAAUACAACUGGCAACACUGCUAGUGUCAGUUUUAGUGAUUUAUUCAAUGCAAAAUAAUUUAAGGUGUCAUUUCAUUUUCAGUGACAGUUUCUUUUCAUUUUAAAACUUCAAAUUGACAGUCCGUGACAAGGAGCUGUCAAACGUUGUAGUGCCGAUUUUAACAGUUGCUGUCAAACACUUUGCGUUAAGGUUAAGUACCAAUACGAUGUUCUAAAUAGUCAGAUGUUAAAGCUCUCUCAAAAUGACAGCUAUAGAUGUUAAAAACCGUUUUUUAUUCAAUGUGUUCUUUUUUUAUAAACAUUAGCAAUUAUUAGUUAUUUAAUGGAGUCAAGAUUUCCUUAAAACUCUCAAACCUUUUAAUAUACGGCUUCUAAUGUCAUGGAAAA
Molecule: messenger RNA, 3392 nt
Organism: Zophobas morio
Lineage: Eukaryota; Metazoa; Arthropoda; Insecta; Coleoptera; Tenebrionidae
Gene: Cbl
Product: E3 ubiquitin-protein ligase CBL-B
Exons: 7
Coding region: 496-2658 (720 amino acids)
Biological process (GO): cell surface receptor signaling pathway; negative regulation of epidermal growth factor-activated receptor activity
Cellular component (GO): membrane raft; plasma membrane
Molecular function (GO): SH3 domain binding; phosphotyrosine residue binding; ubiquitin protein ligase activity
Source: RefSeq, a predicted model, not a curated record